Rubroshorea leprosula is the source of this 1855-nucleotide messenger RNA. Lineage: Eukaryota; Viridiplantae; Streptophyta; Magnoliopsida; Malvales; Dipterocarpaceae. The record is from the annotation of a GenBank genome assembly.
AAAUCCUUUACAAGUCAACCUUCAUUUCUUUAAUUAUUCUUCUCUCUAGCUUGCUUAUUUUAUCUCACAAUCACAAGUCACACCCUUUCUCCCAAUAUCCAGACUUCCCACCAGACAAAUUAAACUAGCAUCAACUUCACAAAAAUGGUGGCUGCCGGAACUGGCAGGGGUAUCCCCAGCAUGAAGAUAUUUGCUAUCCAAAUCCUCACUGGCCCAUGGCUUAUGGUCUUCGGUUCACUCCUCAUCAUGUCCGUGGCCGGUGCCACCUACGUGUUCAGCCUUUACUCCGGUGUCAUCAAGAACGCUUUAGGAUAUGACCAGACCACCCUCAAUCUCCUCAGUUUCUUCAAGGACCUUGGCACAAACGUGGGUGUCCUCGCCGGAUUAAUGGCUGAGGUAACCCCGCCAUGGUUUGUCCUCUCUGUCGGUGCCGUGUUGAACUUCUUUGGCUACUUCAUGAUGUGGCUUGCAGUGACCAAAAAAAUCUCCCGACCAGCAGUCUGGCAAAUGUGUCUGUACAUCUGCAUUGGCGCCAAUUCUCAGGCGUUCGCCAACACCGGUUCUUUAGUGACGUGCGUCAAAAAUUUCCCUGAAAGUCGUGGAGUCGUUUUGGGAAUCCUCAAAGGCUACGUCGGCCUUAGCGGCGCGAUCAUGACACAGCUGUACCAUGCUAUCUACGACAACAACUCAAAGCAAUUGAUUUUGCUGAUCGGAUGGUUGCCGGCAGCGAUUUCGUUGGUUUUUGUUAGAACUAUUCGGCUCAUGAAGGUGACUCGUCAGGCUAAUGAGUUGAAGGUGUUUUACAAGUUUCUUUACAUCUCCCUCGGACUGGCGGGGUUUCUGAUGAUAAUAAUCAUCAUGGAGAAAAAGUUCGCCUUCACACAGGGGGAAUACGGCGCCAGCGCCGCCAUGGUUCUUAUUUUGCUCUUUUUGCCAAUAGCGGUUGUGAUUGCCGAAGAAUUGAAUAUUUGGAAGGCGAAACAAGCUGUCUUGAAUGAUCCUUCUCCAGUAACAGUAAUUGCAGAGAAGCCGACCCCAGAAACAGCCUCAUUAGGCCAGCCCGGGUCAACAUCCAGCUCCACUGAGGCCAGAGUUGCCGGAGAUCAAACAAAUAUUUCAUGCUGGAAAACUGCUUUUCAGCCACCCAAUAGAGGCGAAGACUACACCAUUCUCCAGGCACUAUUUAGCUUGGACAUGUUAAUCCUCUUUUUGGCAACAAUCUGUGGUAUUGGAGGCACUUUAACGGCCAUAGACAACUUGGGACAGAUCGGAGCCUCCCAGGGGUACCCCACGCAGAGCAUCAGCACCUUUGUAUCGCUGGUGAGCAUUUGGAAUUACCUCGGCCGUGUCUCCGCCGGUAUUGUUUCGGAAAUCAUCUUAACCAAGUACAAAUUCCCCCGCCCUCUUAUGCUCACUCUCAUCAUGCUUCUCUCGUGCCUCGGUCACCUCCUGAUUGCCUUCAACGUCUCUGGUGGUCUUUAUGUUGCUUCCGUAAUCAUCGGAUUCUGUUUCGGGGCACAAUGGCCUUUACUAUUCGCAAUAAUUUCCGAAAUUUUUGGACUUAAGUACUACUCCACACUAUAUAAUUUCGGGUCCGUGGCAAGUCCUCGUCGGAGUGUUUUCCCCGAGGAAACAACCUCGGGAUUUUCAGGUGUAGAAGCAGCUGAAGACUUCAACAGUGUUGGAUUGUGAAGCUGCCGAAACAAUUUUCAUUGUACUAAGUUUAUGAACCCAUAAAUAAAAUUUACAGAUUGAGUUUGCUUUCAUGUGUGUGUCUCAUGAUGUUUUAAUUUCUUUGAAUUUUUUGCUACUCUUGGGUUCAUUUCUGAUUCUGUUGCUGGAUGUUUCAAGAGUU